Messenger RNA from Telopea speciosissima, 1711 nucleotides. RefSeq names its product COP9 signalosome complex subunit 2. Lineage: Eukaryota; Viridiplantae; Streptophyta; Magnoliopsida; Proteales; Proteaceae. The transcript is spliced from 12 exons. Gene Ontology annotation, cellular component: COP9 signalosome. The coding region runs from base 139 to 1458 and encodes 439 amino acids. Gene Ontology annotation, biological process: protein deneddylation. The record is from RefSeq and is a predicted model, not a curated record.
GGCGACAUACCAUUACUGGAAGUCGUUCUAGUUGGAUUCCCGCACUUCUUUUGUUUGCAGAUCGACGCCAUCGAAGCGAUAAUUACCUUCAAUCUUGAAAACCCUUUUACAAUUUGGUUUGAGUUUUGUUAGGCAAUCAUGGGCUCCGAUGCUGAUAUGGAGGAUUAUGGGUUCGAGUACUCAGAGGAGGAGCCUGAGGAGCAGGAUGUUGACAUUGAGAAUCAAUACUACAACUCAAAAGGUUUGGUUGAAACUGACCCAGAAGGGGCACUUGCUGGUUUUGCUGAGGUUGUCCGUAUGGAACCAGAGAAGGCUGAAUGGGGAUUCAAAGCUUUAAAGCAAACUGUUAAACUCUAUUAUCGGUUGGGGAGGUAUAAAGAGAUGAUGGAAGCUUAUAGGGUCAUGUUGACAUACAUUAAAUCAGCUGUAACGCGAAAUUACAGUGAAAAAUGUAUAAACAAUAUAAUGGAUUUUGUUUCUGGGUCAGCUAGCCAGAACUUUGGCCUUCUACAAGAGUUCUAUCAGACUACUCUUAAAGCCCUUGAGGAGGCUAAGAAUGAGAGAUUGUGGUUUAAAACUAACCUUAAGCUCUGCAAGAUUUGGUUUGACAUGGGUGAAUACGGACGGAUGAAUAAGAUUUUGAAGGAGCUUCACAAGUCUUGUCGAAGAGAAGAUGGUACUGACGAUCAAAAGAAAGGAACACAACUUUUGGAGGUGUAUGCUAUAGAGAUUCAAAUGUACACAGAGACUAAAAAUAACAAAAAACUCAAGCAACUGUACCAAAAAGCACUCUCGAUCAAAUCAGCAAUACCCCAUCCACGAAUUAUGGGAAUUAUUCAUGAAUGUGGUGGGAAAAUGCAUAUGGCAGAGCGCCAAUGGGCAGAGGCAGCAACAGAUUUUUUUGAAGCUUUUAAGAACUACGAUGAAGCUGGGAAUCAGCGGCGUAUUCAAUGUCUAAAAUAUUUGGUUCUGGCAAACAUGCUGAUGGAAUCUGAAGUUAACCCAUUUGAUGGGCAGGAGGCAAAGCCAUACAAGAAUGACCCCGAGAUAUUGGCCAUGACGAAUCUGAUAGCAGCAUACCAACGGAAUGAAAUAUUGGAGUUCGAGAAAAUUCUUAAGAGUAAUAGGAGGACUAUAAUGGAUGAUCCAUUCAUUAGAAAUUACAUCGAGGAUCUUUUGAAAAAUAUUAGAACCCAAGUUUUGCUUAAGCUCAUCAAGCCUUACACAAGAAUUCGAAUUCCAUUCAUAUCAAAGGAGCUUAAUGUGCCAGAGAAAGAUGUCGAACAAUUGCUGGUCUCGCUAAUUUUGGAUAACCGUAUCCAGGGGCAUAUUGAUCAAGUUAAUCGGCUGUUAGAGCGUGGGGACAGGUCUAAAGGGAUGAAAAAAUAUGCUGCGAUAGAUAAAUGGAACACACAGCUCAGGUCGCUCUACCAAACUAUCAGCAAUCGAGUAGGAUAAUAUUUGUCAAGUAAUGUAUCGACAUUCUGCUAGGAAGAGCUCCCAGUUUUGGUAUACUGUGGUGUUAAGUUGGGGGAGGGGGGACUUUUCAUUGAUUCAAAUAUCCCCAUUCAUACCAUAGAGUUAGGCAACCUGUGAAUACCAAGAGGGGUUUUUAUUUUGGUAUUAUUUGUUAUAGACUAAACUUGUGUAAUGUGUACAUUCGAAGUUCGUUUCUUUCAUGUCAAUCUGGUUCCUGACAGGUGUUAUGUGG